Messenger RNA from Limanda limanda (common dab), 1500 nucleotides. It is a transcript of the gene slc2a11l, whose product is annotated as solute carrier family 2 member 11, like. The record is from RefSeq and is a predicted model, not a curated record. Gene Ontology annotation, cellular component: membrane. The transcript is spliced from 12 exons. Gene Ontology annotation, biological process: monosaccharide transmembrane transport. Gene Ontology annotation, molecular function: hexose transmembrane transporter activity. Lineage: Eukaryota; Metazoa; Chordata; Actinopteri; Pleuronectiformes; Pleuronectidae. Bases 1 to 1500 code for a protein of 499 amino acids.
AUGUCACAAUACUUAUCGCUCCUGCUGGACUGCCCUGUGGUGAUUGCUGCCAUUUUUAUCACUGGCAUUGGAGGAACAUUCCAGUAUGGAUUCAGUGUUUCUGUGUUGACCUCCCCCUCUGAGUUUAUAAAGGAGCUGGUGAACCAGACGUGUCUGCAGAGAUAUGGCGUCUCGCUGGACAAGGGGCAGGUGUCACUCAUCUGGUCCUUCAUUGUCUCUAUUUUCUGCAUUGGGGGGUUACUGGGGGCACUGAUGGCCGGGCCGUUGAUGUCGAAGUACGGCAGAAAACAAUGCCUCCUGUUCAACAAUUUUACGGCUAUUUCCGGAGCCCUGUUGAUGCUCCUCAGCCAGAAAGCCUUGUCCUUUGAGAUGAUCAUGGUGGGACGAUUACUCUACGGCAUCAAUGCAGGAGUGAGUCUCUCGGCUCACACCAUGUACCUUGUUGAAUGCGCCCCCAAGAAGCUGCGAGGGAUGGUGGGAGUGACCAUCUCCACCUUCGUCUCCUUCGGCAAGUUCAGUGGUCAGCUGCUGGGGAUCAGCGAGUUACUUGGAACAGAGCAGAAUUGGCCCUGGCUGCUCGGUUUCAACGGUUUCACUGCGUUACUCCAGCUCGCCACCCUGCCCUUCCUGCCGGAGUCUCCCAGCUUCCUGCUCCUGAACAGAGGCGACCGCGAGGCCUGCGACAAAGCUUUAAAGAGGCUGUGGGGCAAUAAGGACUACACCUGGGAGGUGGACGAGAUGAUGAAGGAGAAAGCUGCUAUCCAGGGCGUCCGCAACCACUCAGUAAUGGAGCUGAUUCAGAACAAAAAUAUCCGCUGGCAGCUGAUCACCAUCCUCGUUACCUUCAUUGGACUGCAGCUCUGUGGCAUCAAUGCAGUCUACUUUUAUUCUUUUGAGGUGUUCCGUGCAGCAGGAAUUGAAGAAGGGCAGUUACGUUACGCUGCUUUGGGAACGGGGCUGUGCGAGGUGGUCACCUCCAUCUUCUGCUUCAUGAUUAUUGAGAGCACCGGGAAGAAAGUGCUGCUGUUCAGAGGAUACAUGGCGAUGUCAGUGACGCUGGUUCUCCUCACCAUCACUCUGUUCCUGAAAACUUGCAUCUCCUGGAUGCCGUACUGCAGCAUGCUCCUCCUUUUCCUCUUCAUCUUUUGCUUCGCCAGUGGACCAUCUGGAAUAAUAGCUCCUCUUCCAGGGGAACUCUUCACCCAGCCAUUUAAAUCAGCUGCAUACACCCUCGCCUGCACUCUCAACUGGACAGGCCUGUUUCUGCUGGGGAUGCUCUUCCCUGUCUUAGUGGAGCAUAUGAGUUACUUUUGCUUCCUCAUCUUCCUGUUCUUCUGCACUGGCUGUGGUCUGUUUGUGUGGUUCAACGUCCCCGAGACCCGGCACAAGACAGCGUUGGAAAUCGCCGCAGACUUCGAUAAGAUGCACCGCAAAUCUGGGGAAUCAAAGAAACAAUCCACCGAGCAGGACCUCAACGGAUCCCACCAGACCAGAUUCUGA